AUGAGGCAACAAGGAAAGACCUUUUCACCGACACUUUCUGUAAGGUCUGCGGGGCAGUGCUGCAGUUUGAGUCUCAAAGGAUGUCACACUAUAAGGGCAAAAAGCAUGCUCAGAAAGUUCGUCUUUACAUCCAAAUGCAUGGUGAGAAAGAUGGGAGGCAGGAGCAUGGCAAACAGAAGAAAACGGAUUGUGUCAAUUUUCAGACGGAUGGGAGCGGAGUACUGGACAAAAACAAAUACUGCAAUCUCUGCAACGUGAUUUUUACUUCCCCAGUUGUUGCUUUGUCUCACUAUUUGGGAAAGAUCCACGCUAAAAAGCUGAAGCAAUUAUCAGGAGACCAAGCCCACAUGCCAGCACAGACCAUGCAGCCUGUUUCUGCUUUACAGAAGCCAUCAUCUGAGAAGCCCUUGCUGCCUUCAAAAGCUGAAGAGUCUUCGUCAUCCUCCAACACAAGGUUGAAGUUAAAUGAUCCAGACAAGUACUGCAAGCUCUGCUGUGCUCCCUUCAAUAAUCCACUCGUGGCUCAGCAGCAUUAUGUUGGUAAGAAACACAAAAGAAACGAAGCACGGAGAAAGAUAUUGGAGGAGCUGGGAGACAAAGCUGUCCCUGCAGAAUCCAGCACAAAUGGUUCCUUGUUUUCAGCAGUUGGUGUUGGUUAUUACAUGUGCGCCAUAUGUAACAUCGCACUUACAUCUAUAGAAACAUACCAGUCCCACGUGCAAGGAAAUAAGCACCGGAUUAAAGAAACAGUGCUUGUCAAUCUCAUGAAGAAAUCGAAGAAAACACAUGACUCCUUUCAAGAUGAAUUAACAGAUUACAUUAAAGUUCAGAAAGCUAGAGGUCUAGAGCCAAGAAGGUAUUUAGGAAAAGCAGAAGACGAAGAGUUUCAAGAUAAAAACAUUGAAGGAGGAGGUGACCUUGGUGAGGUUGUAUCUUCAAACUUCAAGUGUGAACAAGGCCAGCAUUCCAGCCUUUUCUCAGAAACCCAGUCACCUACAAAUAGUGGGGAAAAUAGAUCGCCAAGCUGGCCAUCAGCUUGUGAGCAUGCACUAGAAAAGACACCUGAUUGUUGCUAUAACAAGGGAUACUGUAAAGAAGAGCAAGCAUCUGACGUGGUCACCAUCAGAGAUAAGAGCUUCAGCCUAUCGGUUGCAGAAUCUAAAGACUGCUACAAACUUAUGUUUGCUGAAACUUCUACCAGCUCUUACAGAAAAGGACAGAUAUUUCAGAUAAAACAUUUUGAGGAGGAAAAAUACAUCAGUGAAGAGCUGAAGUAUGGGAAAGAAGCCACAAAGCAGAAAAGAAAGGAAAAUAUUGAAGGUGUAGAUUUUGGAAAAGAAAAUCAGAAGCAAAAGAGAAUUAAAUUUGAUGUAGAUUUGGUAAAUGAGAAGAAAUCAAGACCUUAUAAAGAUAAAAGAGUUAAAGAAAACUUUGCUGAGAAAGAGAGCAAAAAGCACAAAAAGGGUAAAAAGAAGCCACAGAUAGAUGGCAAAAGAGAAGAGGAGCUACUUUGGGAUGAAUCUGUUUUGGGAUAUUGAUAAAGGUUUCACUUAGCUUUAAGAAGUUGAUUCUGUUUGUAGACUCACUUAACUGUUUUGUACUAUACUAUGACUUUUUUUUUUCUUAAGCAAAGUUUUUGUUCCAAUGUGGAAGCAAGAAAAAGCCUGUCUUCCGAAACUUUUGGGCAGUAGCUCAGUAAAUGAAGAAAUCAGACCGCACACACCAGCCACACUCGUUCAGGAGUGCUGGUGUGCCGACCCCGGUGCUGUGCCUGUGGUGAAGGUGUUGUGUCGCCCAGCCUGAGCAGAGCCAGCAUGCUCCGUGCCCCACAGCUGCAAAUAGGGGCUCACUGGGUGCGGAGUACGUACGCCAGUACACAGCUUGCCUUUCAUCUUUUCACUCCACGCUCAAAACAGCAAGAAGCACCAGUUGGUGAAGAAAAGGAGGCUGAGACAAUACCCGCAAGCUGGCGUCCAUCUUGACCUCCACUGUGUAGCCUUAUCCGCUCUCCAACGCUCAUCUCAUAGCUACGUCAUCUUUCAUUAUGAUUUUACUGCUCCGUGUUAGCCCUGGCAACUAACUGGGUUAAGAUUAUCGGUCAGGUUUAUGAACAAGCAUGAAGGAAGUGAAGACAGAUAUAACACCACUGUUGUGACAGUACUUUCUUGUUCAUUGGUGGAUGUGCUGUUGAGGCAAAUAAGUCUUUGGUUUUUUUCUUUUUUUAGCAAUGUUUUAUAGAGUAUUCUGAUGCUGUUUGCUUAGGCAAACACAGGCAAGCAGGCAUCUUUGUAGCACUACUGCAACAUGCUAAUGGAGAGCAAGGAUAAUGCAAUGGGAGCCCUGCAGUGAGGUGUAGUGUUUAUGCUUCAGAAUGUGCUCAUGUAGCAUUUGACAAAUACAAGAGACUUCAGAGGAGAUCAGCAAAUGGAAGCCUAGGCUGGUGUUGU
Aptenodytes forsteri (emperor penguin) is the source of this 2447-nucleotide messenger RNA. It is a transcript of the gene KRCC1, whose product is annotated as lysine rich coiled-coil 1. Gene Ontology annotation, molecular function: zinc ion binding; nucleic acid binding. NCBI's taxonomy places the organism in Eukaryota, Metazoa, Chordata, Aves, Sphenisciformes, Spheniscidae. The transcript has 7 exons. The coding region runs from base 81 to 1538 and encodes 485 amino acids. The record is from RefSeq and is a predicted model, not a curated record.